CGGGCAUCUCGAGGUGCUUGUGGCUCAGGAUGAGCCUGGAGCAAACUGCGGCGGCCCUGCAGGCCAAAAACGAUCAAUUGGCGCAGGAAAAUUAUCAUCUGAAGACGAUGCUGGGUCUGCUUCAGAGAAACGAUCUGAAAGCCAGGAUGCCCAGCGGCAGCAGCAGCAGCGAGGACACACUGGCUGAUUUGAUAGCCGGCAACAAGCCGUCCGGCCUGUGGCAAAACACGGUUGACGAGCAGCACUUCAGGAGAGAUCUGAAGCAGACCAGGCCCAAACUGGAACACAGAACGUCGUCUCCUAUCAACUUCAAGUCUUUCCUCCAAAGCUCGGUGCUCAAAGAUGCCGAAGAGGCGGCGGAGCUUCAGACCCGCCAGACCGAUGUUGCUCCCUGUGCCUCAGGUCCAACGAGGCUGUUUGGUGAGAUUGCCUAUCAGCUGGACAGGAGGAUUCUGUCCUACGUGUUCCAGGCUCAUCAGAGGCUCUACGGUUUCACACUCCUCAACAUACCAGAGAAGAUCAUUGAGGUGAGCACACACCCUCUGACGGGGAAGGUGGAUGGGGCCUAUCAGCUCCACCUUUCCAAGAGGUACACAGAGCUCAUGGAGCUGCUCGGCCAGCUCGGCUACAAAGCAGCUCUCCACCCCGCUUUCUGUGAGUUCGUUGUCAAUACAUAUGGGAUUCUGAAGGAGAGGCCGACGAGAAGCAGCCAAGAGGCCAGCUACAACGAUCCAGAUUUUCUGAUGAGUCUGAUAGAGAACGCCGCUCCGAGGAGACUGCACAAAGACCUGCUGCUGUUGCUGUCUUGUCUCUGCUACAUGGCGGCAAAGGACAACAAGCCUCUCCUUGCGUGGUAGUCAUCCCCGCACCCUGGCAGAAUUUGCGCCUUUGUGAAAUAAAUAGUGAGAUGUGAGAAA
This is a messenger RNA of Fundulus heteroclitus (mummichog), 917 nucleotides long. Its product is annotated as speriolin-like protein. Lineage: Eukaryota; Metazoa; Chordata; Actinopteri; Cyprinodontiformes; Fundulidae. Bases 30 to 857 code for a protein of 275 amino acids. The record is from RefSeq and is a predicted model, not a curated record. The transcript has 4 exons.